Aphanomyces invadans is the source of this 2697-nucleotide messenger RNA. RefSeq lists its product as hypothetical. The transcript has 6 exons. Bases 722 to 1888 code for a protein of 388 amino acids. The record is from RefSeq and is a predicted model, not a curated record. Lineage: Eukaryota; Oomycota; Saprolegniomycetes; Saprolegniales; Verrucalvaceae.
AUUUCUUCGAGCGCCCGCCAUGGAUACAUCGGACGACCUGCUGCGGAGCGACAUGAGCUCUGGUCACGCCAAGUAGACAGAGCGCCGUGCACAUCGUGUCGUGCGCUGACCCGGUGGAUGUUUGUAGCGAGGACGUCAAAGCGUCGGCGGUCCAGCGGAUGCGGAAGCUCCUCCUCAUGCCGGGCUACUCGCGGACUGCCGACGACUAUGACUUUAUGGACCGUUUUGGUACACGUGCCGUGCGGUCGGCCGGCGGUCAUGUCCGUGUGUUGGUGUAGUGCUGUACAUUCAGUUCUUUGUCGACCUCGACCAGGCCGAUCGGCAGCAGUAUCUCCAGGUCAGUCGCGGUGUGGUGCUUCAAAAGAACCAGAUCCUGUUCAACAUUGGCGACCCCGCCGACUCGUUCUACUGCGUCAUCUCUGGGUACGUUGAAAUGUGCAUGCUUGGUCGCCGCCCACCGCGACGACGGCAGGUCGCUUAACGUCGUUAUUGAUCUGACGCGCGUCCACCUCAACACCAAGCGUGAAAUGAACGAUAUCGUCAACCGCGCCAAGAUUUACUCGUGUUUGCACAACCCGGGCGUCGGCGUCGGUACGUCGAUCCAUCGAUCAAGUGGUUGUCUGCGACCGACGCGUUGCCGCCGCACGCAGACGAGUCCCCGUACUGCACGUCGUAUGUGGUUCGCAACCUCAAGCGGUUCGACGCGUUCGGCGACGUCGGCAUGCUCACCGUGGACGGCGUGCGCACCGCGACUGUCGUCGCUGUUGAAGACACGUUCCUCUUACGGAUCGAGCGCGAAGCGUUCUUGGACUGCCGCGUCUUCCAUCAGAGCAAAGAGAUCCACCACAAGCUCGCGUUUCUCGGCCGCGUCCGCGUGCUGCAGCACUGGGAUCGCGAGAGCAAGCUCAAGUUGUGUGGACGGAUGGAGCGCGUGCUCAAGUCGUACAACGACAUCGUGAUCGCGCAAGACGACGAGGCGCAGUCGUUUUACCUGGUUCAGCUCGGCGAAUGCCGCCUGGUCAAGCGGUACAAAACCAGCACGUUUGUGGAGCUGGGCACGGUGUCCAGUGGGCAGUAUGUCGGGUCGUUUGAGGUCUUGCAUGGGCUCACGCACGCUGCGUUUUCCGUGCUCGUGUCGUCCCCGAGCGCCGUGCUGUAUCGUAUCGACAAGCUCGACUUUCGCCAUCAUAUUCUUCGCGACCCCGUUGCCGAGGAGCUCUUGGCCGUCGACGCCGACGAGCUGUACGCCCGCAUGCACCCCGAAUCGGUCCACCGGGACCUGACGAUCAAUGCGCAAUGGACCAAGUGCCGGGAGUCCAUCGUGGCGGAAGCGACCCCCCGCCGACAAAGGAGGGCGCCGUACUUGCAGCCAUUCGACCACAGCCUGCACCCGUCGCCGUUGCACGGAGCCCCGAUGAUCUCUGUGCAUGCACCCCAGCACCACCCAUCGGACAACGUCAAGUUGAAGCUCCCCAUGUCGCCUUCGGCCAAACCGUCCCAUGCGCGCCGUCCGUCGAUGGGCCAACUGAAAACACCCACGUCACCGAGACAUAUCAAGCCAUGGCACGCCAUGUCGGCGGACGCGGCCUCGCAAAAGCUGUAUGUUGGCCAGCAGCACUGGUUGGAGUGGGCUUCGAACCGAGCAGCCAAUGUGUCCCUCGCCACGGAACGAGCUAGUGGUGUGCGGUCGGCACACACAUCCCCCCAUCCCCCCCCAGCGACGAACCCAUCCGAUCGCGACAAGGCACAUGAUGGAAAUGCUCCCCAUCGGACAGCUCAGAUCCUCGCCGGGAAAAAGAGCCGACCAGUCCAGCGCAUUCCCGAAGCCGUCUCGACCGUGCUAGCGGCCAUCGCACACACUGCGCCACCGUCCCAGUCGGAAUUCUAACGCAGAUCUUGCAAACGUUGUUGCAGCGUUAAAUAUGGAGGCAGCGGCGAACGCCGCCGCUCCCCAUUAUCGAGACGCGACGGGGCAUCGAGGAUUGCAGUCGAUAGUUUGAGCGUCUUCCCGGAUCGUGUACACCCACGGAUCCAAUGACGCGGUGCGUUUGGCGGACAGGGUUUGGAAGGGGGACGUUGCCGGGAACUGGGUGUGUCGCUGAACUUGGAGGAACGUCUUGAGGAGCGGCAGGAUCGGGCACGUUGACGGGUCGCACAGGGCGACACUGUCGGCGAGGAGCGUGACGGUAACGGCGAGGAAUUGGCUGAGGGCUGCGCGGCGCUCCAUCGCGACUUGAUCGAUCGUGCGGUCGUUAGAGAAGAACAUGCGAAGUUUCUUCCUCGGAAACGACAUGGACGACAAUGGCAGGUAGACGCUGCGGCAAGCACAGUCAGCGGCCGCUGUGAGCUCAAGCAACGAGUUGCGCAGACGGCGAAACUCCGAGUACCUCUUGUACACAACCCACCGGCGAUCGCCGUAUUGGACCAUGAUGCCGUACGAAAGAUGCGACUCCUUGGAGAUGCUCACAAUGGAUGUGGACAGGAGAGGAGCCAAGUCAGGGGACGCGCUGGAGGGACUGCAGUUGCGUGCGCGCAUGACGCAGUAAGAUGUCGAGUGACGCCCCGUAGCGGCAUGACGCGCCCACGACGCCAAAGACACAGUUACAGUCGUCCAUCGUCCUCGACUCUACUGAACGAUUCCGGCUCCACCAGGCACAUGCACAUCCAAGCAGACACUGGAUAUCUCGCGUCCUUGUU